UUUGCGAGUAAAAAACUUUUAUUAUUGAUAAUACUUAUAUUUGUUUGUGUUUUUUAAAAUGCCGUUAAACCUAACGCAUUUGCAACGCUGCAUCAUCUCGACGGCAUUUUAUGUUGUGUGCUUCAUUCUUGAAACUGUGGCUUGUGCGCUCAUCUACGACAUGACCGACUCCGACUGCAUAGGCGCGCGUGAGAUCUCUACUUUCAUGUGGUGGUCAGGUCUUUUAGUCUUUAUUCCCAUUAUACCGGAUAUAUUGUACUGUAUCAUGGGCAUACUAAUAUCAGAGCCAUUCUAUGCAGCACUGGGCGGCUGCUAUAACAUUGUGAUGUUCUGUGCGUGCGUAUUGGCCUGCAUAUUUGCCUUCCUCUCGGUUACGGGAUGUGGAAAUCCGAAACAGUCGACAGUAUUAGCUGUUGGUGUAAUUGAACUCAUUGCUGGCAUAGUACAUCUGGUAUUCAUAUGGUUUAUCAAGGAAAAUCUCGAUGAAGGCGAAGCUUUAUUCAGUAAAAAUUUUUAAAACAAAUGUUGGAGACUAAUGUUUAUAUAAUCUACGAGCCUUGCAUAUUAUACUAUAUGGAAAAAC
This is a messenger RNA of Bactrocera latifrons, 583 nucleotides long. RefSeq lists its product as uncharacterized. NCBI's taxonomy places the organism in Eukaryota, Metazoa, Arthropoda, Insecta, Diptera, Tephritidae. The transcript is spliced from 3 exons. The record is from RefSeq and is a predicted model, not a curated record. Bases 59 to 517 code for a protein of 152 amino acids.